This is a messenger RNA of Gastrolobium bilobum, 1131 nucleotides long. RefSeq lists its product as uncharacterized. Gene Ontology annotation, molecular function: DNA-binding transcription factor activity. The transcript is spliced from 6 exons. Lineage: Eukaryota; Viridiplantae; Streptophyta; Magnoliopsida; Fabales; Fabaceae. The record is from RefSeq and is a predicted model, not a curated record. The coding region runs from base 1 to 1131 and encodes 376 amino acids.
AUGGCUGAUCCAAGGUUCAAUGUUCCUUUUCAUGAGUCAUCAUUUGACGCUCCACCUUCCCCAAACUUUUUCGAUUUCGAUUUGUCCAAUACUUCACUGCCCCAAUUACAACAAACUCAUCAACAUGAUGGAUUUCAACAGGGUGGUAGUAAUAAUGAUGAUGAUCAUCAUAACUAUUCUGAAUUUGAUCCAAUGAUUCAAGAUCACACUGUUCACAAUAGUAGUUUCCACUAUGGUGGAGGAGGAGGGAACUUUGAAGCGGGUGGUUCAUCAUCACAAAUGCAUGGGGUUGGGGUUCAAAGUCAACAUGCAAAUGAGAAUUUAGGAGGGGGUUCACAGAUUCCUAACAAUCAAGUGCUCACACUUGAGUAUUGGCCCGUGCCACCAGCCCCAUUUUUUUGUAGUUGCUGUCAUGUUCUUAGAGAAAUUGUUCAUACUAAUGGUAUUAAGUUCGAAAAGCUUGAGAUUCACGGAAGGCUCGGGAUUAUUAGCCAUGUAAUUCACCAUAAGAAUAUCAGCAGGGGUUCUUCAAGCAACCCUCAAUAUGAAAUGAUUGAUUUUUCCCAGAGAAACAUUGAAGAAGUGAAGCAAUUCCUAAUCCAGUAUUGUAUGGGGCAAAGUUCAGCAGGCUACUUUAUUAUGCAAGAUCCGAUGUCUGUCUAUUAUGAUGCCCUCUGCACUGGACUGGAUUGGACGGAAGAUAUAAAUGAUGACUUUGUUGAUUUGAAUCCAACAGCAUCAAUUGCUGAUGACACGGAACAAGAAGCUGACAAUGAAAGGGCUGCUAAAUUACCCAUAUCAGCACAGAGGGAGAGAGCCGCAAAGAUGCAAUUGAGUGAUUUAAGCGAUUACUUUCAUCUACCUAUUGAUGAAGCAGCAAGGAAAGUGAAUUUAUCUGCCACUGUUGUGAAGAAAAUUUGCCGUAAGGCAGGAUUAGCACGAUGGCCUCACAGAAAGGUCAAAAGCGUUUGGAAGCAAAUCACAAUACUCAGAAGAACAAUAUUAGAAUCAGAAGAUGAAGAGUCAAGGGAAAACACUCAAGCGGAAAUUAACAGACUUGAACUAGAUAUGAUCCAGCAUUGUGGUGGAAUUGCACCAACUGCAUUAAAUCUUGAAAACUUGGACAUAUAG